This is a messenger RNA of Fusarium vanettenii 77-13-4, 1041 nucleotides long. RefSeq lists its product as uncharacterized. The transcript is spliced from 2 exons. NCBI's taxonomy places the organism in Eukaryota, Fungi, Ascomycota, Sordariomycetes, Hypocreales, Nectriaceae. The record is from RefSeq and is a predicted model, not a curated record. The coding region runs from base 1 to 1041 and encodes 346 amino acids.
AUGGCUUCCAAUACCCAUGAUUCGGCAUUCUCAAGUCGCUUUAGAACGGCAACUGUCUCACUGGGCGCACCUACCCAACACGAUCUCUCAAAGAAACUCAAAGCUACUGCAAGGGCUGGCUUCAAAUAUAUCGAUCUCUUCGAUGAGUGCUGGGCAUUUUACCUCAAGUCUCACGGACAAGACGAGACGAAGUUAUGGGAUGCUACUCCUAUCAAUUUAUCUUUGGCGAGAAACCUGGGCAUGGAAGUUAAGGGUCUGGGUAUGCAAAUUGUGUGUACCCAGCCUCUGCGUAUGAUCGAAGGUCGACGAGAUCCUAGAGAGAGAAAGGAACAGCUUGAGCUAGUCGCCAAGCGAUUUCCUUUUAUGCGUGCUUUCGACACAGACCUGGUUUUCAUGUGCUCCAGCAUAGACAAGGAGCCAUCAUCCACGCUGGACUACAAGACUAUGGCGAAAGACUUGGCGGAGAUGGGAAGGAUGGCAGAGGAGUUUUCUGUCGCUGAUGGAGGUCGAAUGCUCAGAAUCGGUUACGAAAACUUAUCGUGGGCGCAGCGCAAUACCUGGUCCUCGACCUGGGAAGUCGUACGCGCAGCCAACAGGCAUAACGUUGGGCUCAUUAUAGACUCCUUCAACCUCUUAGCCGUGGAGUUUGCGGAUCCAUACAAUCCGGAGGGGCAUAGUAGAAUCUACUCAACCCCGAGGGAAUCCCUGGAUGUUUUGCGCAUGUCACUUGCAUCCUUGGUUGCAACUGUUCCGGGCGAGCGCAUCUUCCUCUCACGAAACCACAGACUCUAUCCGCUAGAGACCGAGAGAGGAGGAUACAUGCCGGUAGAUUUGGUUGUGGCUGCAAUUUUGGCAACUGGUUAUCAGGGUCCGCUCUCCAUUGAGGUUUUCGCUAGCUCCCUCCAUUCUAUGGACCCUCAAGUACCAGGACAGCAUGCUGAAAGAGGAAUUAAGAGUUUAAAGAGACUUUGCGAGGCUGCUACUCGCGUUGAACCUUUCUGGUCGACAAAGGCGGCGGACUCUCCGGCAUAUAAGCUAUAG